AAGAAGAAGCAUACCAUUGUUUGGCCGCCCUGGUGGGUAGCAAGGAUAAAGUUUUCAUAAAUCAAACCAAAUUAUUGCAUGAAGUUACAUGGAAAACAGUUAUGCAAAUUGCCAAAAAACAUACGAAAAAUGCCGUUUCAUAUUUUCAACGUAUCUGUCCAGGCGUUAAGCUGGAACGUGUUUUUAUGGAUUGGUGCUGGUGGAUAUUAGCUGGUCUACCCUUCCAGCAUUUAGUACGCAUUAUGGAUUGUUUCUUUCAUGAAGGCAUUAAAGUUCUUUAUCGCAUUGCCCUCGUCAUUAUCAAUUUAUUCCACAAGGAAUGUCAAUCGAACAACGAAUGGAGUCCAGAUAAUAUUAAAAAUGACAUUGGCAAUGCUUUAAUAAAAUUCUGCAAAAAAAUCCCAGUAUCACCGGCCAAAUUAUUACAUGCCGCUUUUAGUAUUAGGGGACUAAGUUCCACAUAUAUUUCUAGAAUAUUUUUAAAGACUGAAAUGCUAUUGAAAAGCCGUUCCGUUUUAAAUACGGGUAAUAAAACAUUAGUUAAAUCGCGUUCCAGCGAUAAUUUACCAACAAGUCAAUCCCAAGUCAAUAUACAAAUGAUGUCACACACAUUAACCAUAAGAGAGUCACAUCACACCGAAACUUGUCGGAACUUGGGUGAAAAAUCACCCGGCCAUCGUGCCAUUGCCAUGGGUGUCUAUCCCAUACAUCAGUUGAAAUCUUUAGUCUGUGCAAACGAGGAUUUGUUUACCUUAUGGUCAUGGCUUCCUGUGCGAAUAACAAUGUAUCAACCCGUCUUAUUGUAUACCACCGAGGAACAUGGCUGCUCCUUGACAACUUUCUAUGUUCGCGUUGAACAGCAUGAACCGACACUGAUGAUGAUAAAAACGUGCAAUAAUGAGGUCUUUGGAGCCUAUUGUUCAUCCCGUUGGUUCGAACGUAAUGUUAAAGAUGACAAAGGCCAACGACAGGCCUACUUUGGUACGGGUGAAACAUUCUUAUUCUCUCUAUAUCCCGAAAGAGCCAAAUAUCCAUGGGUGGGUAUUGAAAAUGACAAAGAUUUGGGACACGCUUCAGAAUUGUUUAUGGCGGCCGAUUCGAAAAUGAUUACCAUUGGAGGAGGUGAGGGCCAAGCUAUUUGGAUGGAUGAAAAUAUACGCUUUGGCAAAACCGACAGCUGUAAAACAUUCAACAAUCCACCGCUAUGUCCGUCGGGUGAUUUUGAAAUACGUGUCCUUGAAGUCUAUGGUUUUGUGGGUGUUUAAGACCUCAACUACUCCAUGGAGUAU
Musca vetustissima is the source of this 1289-nucleotide messenger RNA. RefSeq names its product GTPase-activating protein skywalker-like. The transcript is spliced from 8 exons. The record is from RefSeq and is a predicted model, not a curated record. The annotation marks the transcript as partial. Lineage: Eukaryota; Metazoa; Arthropoda; Insecta; Diptera; Muscidae.